ACACUGACGCAAGACAAUAUUACGUUAUCUGUGGCACAACAGAUCCGCGCUAUCGAGAGGCAUUUCUUGCACUUUUUCCGUGUAUUUUAAACAAAUUUAGACCUACAACUAUCAAAAUGGCAACCACGGCCAAGCCACGCUCGGAGAUGACUCUGGAAGAGUUAGCUAAGAUUGAGGAGGAAGAAUUCAGCACAGGGCCUCUGUCCGUGCUAACACAGUCUGUGAAGAACAAUACUCAAGUUCUGAUCAACUGCAGGAACAACAAAAAGUUGUUGGGCCGUGUCAAGGCCUUCGACCGGCAUUGUAACAUGGUUCUUGAAAAUGUAAAGGAAAUGUGGACUGAAGUGCCGAGGACUGGCAAAGGAAAGAAGGGCAAAGCUGUCAACAAAGACAAGUUUAUUUCCAAGAUGUUCCUCCGUGGAGACUCCGUCAUUCUGGUUCUAAGGAACCCCCUUGCCACCGCAGCGGGAAAGUAAACUAGCUUUAAGGUACCAAAGUCAUCUAUUGUCAAACGGUCAGACCCUGUUCUAAUCCAGUUUAACCCUUAAAUGCAUGAACUAGACAAAAAUCUUCCACAAAUUUGAAUUUUGACAUGCUGUCAAUAGAGUCAAAAAUGCAUUAUGCAUAUAUACAUCACUAUGCAUUUAAGGGUUAAACAUCUACAAAUAUGUGGUGGACAUGUAUUAUAACCAGAAAUUCCAAUAAGUUUAUUUUGAUCAACAAUUUUUGUUUUCAAUUUCCUUGUGAUUGGUUUGCGGUGGAUGCACUAGAUGUAAUUUUAUAAGUCUUAAUAUAAGGAUUAAAAUUA
Leguminivora glycinivorella is the source of this 808-nucleotide messenger RNA. It is a transcript of the gene SmD2, whose product is annotated as probable small nuclear ribonucleoprotein Sm D2. Gene Ontology annotation, cellular component: U5 snRNP; catalytic step 2 spliceosome; U2 snRNP. Bases 117 to 476 code for a protein of 119 amino acids. Lineage: Eukaryota; Metazoa; Arthropoda; Insecta; Lepidoptera; Tortricidae. Gene Ontology annotation, molecular function: RNA binding. The record is from RefSeq and is a predicted model, not a curated record. The transcript is spliced from 3 exons. Gene Ontology annotation, biological process: RNA splicing; spliceosomal snRNP assembly.